Messenger RNA from Labeo rohita (rohu), 1195 nucleotides. It is a transcript of the gene mthfs, whose product is annotated as 5,10-methenyltetrahydrofolate synthetase (5-formyltetrahydrofolate cyclo-ligase). Gene Ontology annotation, cellular component: mitochondrion. NCBI's taxonomy places the organism in Eukaryota, Metazoa, Chordata, Actinopteri, Cypriniformes, Cyprinidae. The record is from RefSeq and is a predicted model, not a curated record. Gene Ontology annotation, biological process: tetrahydrofolate interconversion; folic acid-containing compound biosynthetic process. The transcript is spliced from 3 exons. Gene Ontology annotation, molecular function: 5-formyltetrahydrofolate cyclo-ligase activity. The coding region runs from base 164 to 766 and encodes 200 amino acids.
GUCUAUCCAGCAUUAAUCGAUCACACGCACAUGUGCGGAUUUCACUGAUGUUAUUACUUUCUCACGAGUGAAUUAUUAACUGAGCUGCUGCAAUGUUCACAGGAGUCUGUUGUUUAAUGUGUGUAUUUGCAGUCUGAGUGGAUUUGAGCAGUGCAGAUUCAUUAUGGCAGCUCUGCGUGCAGCAAAACAAGCUUUGAGGAGAGAAAUCAAGGGUCGAGUGGCUGCAGUGAGCGAUCAGGAGAAGCUAAGACAGUCUCGAGUUGUCUCACAAAAGUUGUUCAAGCAUCCCAAAUACCUGUCCAGCCAGCGUGUCGCUGUCUUCCUGAACAUGCAUGAUGAGGUGCGGACAGACGACAUCCUGCAGGACAUCUUCAAGAGGGGGAAACUCUGCUUCAUUCCCAGAUACUUUACCAAGAGCAGUCAUAUGGACAUGUUACGACUCAAGGACAUGGAGGACAUGAAGACGCUGCCCCUGACGUCCUGGAACAUCCAGCAACCAGCAGACAAUGACAACGACAGAGAGGAAGCCCUGGCCACAGGAGGACUAGAUCUUAUCCUCAUGCCUGGUUUGGGAUUUGAUAAGAAGGGGAAUCGGCUUGGCAGAGGAAAGGGUUUCUACGACACGUAUCUGGAGCGCUGCAGGACGCACCCGAAGGGAAAGCCGUACACCAUCGCCUUGGCUUUCAAAGAGCAGCUGUGUGCUGAAGUCCCAGUGGGUGAACAUGAUAUUCUUAUUGAUGAAGUCCUCUACGAAGACGAGGAAUGAACUGACGCAGUCAGACCUUGAUUUCAGCGCUGCUGAAAGUCAUUUGAAUUCAAAUGAUUCCUGCGGCAUUGAUCUCGUUUCUGAAUUAAAUGCAUUAAAUCUCUUUGGAUGCAAUCCAUAUUCUCAAAUCAAAUAAUAUCUGGAGACUCCUUUCAGAGAAAGAGUUUCUGUAUCAGCAUAAGAAUUACCAAAUGCUCACUACCAAAAGUCUAUGCAGUCUGUCCUGACAUUAAAGGAACAGUUCACUCAAAAAUGACAAUUUGGUCUUUUUUUUUUUAGUCACUCAUGCUGUUUUAAAUCUGUAUGGCAUUAUUUUUAUCUGUGAAACACAAGGGGAUUUUUGAAGAAUAUUCAUACGGUUCAUUUUCAUAGAGGAACAAUUCAUUGUGAUGAUGUCUGUCACCAUUAAAGCGCUCUGUAUUGUUUGUG